CGCUCCGGGCCAGCGCGGCGGCGGUGGCGGCAGCAGCAGGAGCAGCCCCGGCUGCGGGUCGCGACGGCGGCGGAGCGCCCCCUCCCCCGUGCCGGGGCGCGGCGGAGGGAUGUGGGGCUUUGCGGGAGGAAGGCUUUUCGGCAUCUUCUCGGCCCCGGUGCUUGUGGCGGUGGUUUGCUGCGCCCAGAGCGUAAACGACCCUGGGAACAUGUCCUUUGUGAAGGAGACCGUGGACAAGCUGUUGAAAGGCUACGACAUCCGCCUGAGACCCGACUUCGGGGGUCCCCCAGUCUGCGUGGGGAUGAACAUCGACAUCGCCAGCAUCGACAUGGUAUCUGAAGUCAACAUGGAUUAUACCUUAACUAUGUAUUUUCAACAAUACUGGAGAGAUAAAAGGCUCGCCUAUUCUGGGAUCCCUCUCAACCUCACACUUGACAACCGAGUGGCUGACCAACUUUGGGUGCCCGACACAUAUUUCUUAAAUGAUAAAAAGUCAUUUGUGCAUGGAGUGACAGUGAAAAACCGCAUGAUCCGCCUCCACCCUGACGGAACAGUGCUGUAUGGGCUCAGAAUCACCACAACAGCAGCAUGCAUGAUGGAUCUCAGAAGAUAUCCUCUGGACGAGCAGAACUGCACGUUGGAAAUUGAAAGCUAUGGUUACACCACUGAUGACAUUGAAUUUUAUUGGCGCGGCGGGGACAAGGCUGUCACUGGAGUGGAAAGGAUCGAGCUCCCUCAGUUCUCCAUUGUGGAGCACCGGCUGGUCUCGAGGAAUGUUGUCUUCGCCACAGGUGCCUACCCUCGACUCUCAUUGAGUUUUCGGUUGAAGAGAAACAUUGGCUACUUCAUUCUACAGACGUACAUGCCCUCUAUACUGAUUACGAUCCUCUCAUGGGUGUCCUUCUGGAUCAAUUAUGAUGCAUCUGCUGCUCGAGUUGCCCUUGGGAUCACCACCGUGCUCACCAUGACGACCAUCAACACACACCUUCGGGAGACUCUACCUAAAAUCCCCUAUGUCAAAGCCAUCGACAUGUACCUAAUGGGCUGCUUCGUUUUUGUGUUCCUGGCUCUUCUGGAAUACGCCUUUGUCAACUACAUUUUCUUUGGAAGAGGCCCCCAAAGGCAGAAAAAGCUUGCGGAAAAGACAGCCAAGGCCAAAAAUGAUCGUUCCAAGAGUGAAAGCAAUCGGGUGGAUGCUCGUGGAAACAUCCUAUUAACAACACUGGAGGUCCACAAUGAAAUGAAUGAGGUUGCGGGCAGUGUUGGUGACACCAGGAAUUCAGCAAUAUCCUUUGACAACUCAGGAAUCCAGUACAGGAAACAGAGCAUGCCCAGGGAAGGGCAUGGGCGAUACAUGGGAGACAGAAGCAUCCCGCACAAGAAGACCCACCUACGGAGGAGGUCUUCACAGCUCAAAAUCAAAAUCCCUGAUCUAACCGAUGUGAAUGCCAUAGACAGAUGGUCCAGGAUCGUGUUUCCAUUCACCUUUUCUCUUUUCAACUUAGUUUACUGGCUGUACUAUGUUAACUGAGUGACUGUACUUGAUUUUUCAAAGACUUCAUUUAACACUGAGUGAAUAUUACCCUGCCUGUCAAGUUUUUAUACCAGUACACAACACACACACACACGCACGCACGCACAUAUACAUACACAAUUGUAUAUAUAUGUGGACUUUCUCAGCAUAUAUAUAAAAUACCUGUGUAUAUGAGGAUGUAUGUGUAUAUGUUUCUACACACAGGUGUAUGUAAAACAAAUACACAUACAUACAUACAUUUUGCAGCUAUGGACAAUUUAACACAGGAUGCAUAUUAAAGAAAGUCAUAGGAUUUUUUUUCUUUUUUAAUUGAAAGGGACAAGUAUCUAAAUAUUAUGCCUCGAGAAUGAGGGCGUGAAAUAUGAUGUCAUCCCAAAGCGUGUCUUUUAUUAUCAUAAGUUAGAUGUGUUUGCUUAAAAAUCAGAAAGAAAUUCUUAGUUGAUCUUUGGGAACUCCCACAGUGGUAGUCACACACUUCACAUUCUGUCUUUCAGUUCACUGAGCCAAGGCUUGGUGGCCUCUCUAGGGAUGGGUUUGUUUUACCAGGUUUGCUUUUUCUGUAAUGGGUCAGCAGAGACGGUGAGUGGCUGCAGUACACUUACAUGAUGUCUUAUGUAUAGAUAGAUCCCAUGUUCGUGUCUGAACAUCCAUCUUCUGAAAACCCAUUGGGAAUGAACGGUGUCCCAUUGUAAGUACUGCAUUGUCCCACACAUGUGGGGCUUUUCUGUUCACUUUGAGUGGAUCCAACUUAACUGUCAUGUGGGAACACAGUGGCACGUUUUGACAAUGACAUUCAAUCACUGAAAAUGUGCUCUACAUCUCAUUCAGAUUUCUAGGCCUGCUAUCUAACAGAAAGCAUAGACGUCUCAGGUUCUUUGUUACUCUAAGGUAAAACCAUCUAGAAUGAUUUUCCCUCCUGCAGUUAUGUUAUCAUUCUUAUAACAUUGUAUGUUAAUAUAAAUAUAUUUGCAUAAUAUGCAUACAUAUGUAUAUUACCAAGAUUUUGUUUCUUCUGCUUGCUAUCAUGGCAGCAUGCAACGUCAUAUUUUUCAUUCUGUGAUGUAACUACUUUCUGUUAUCUAGAAAUUAAGAUUGAAUCUAAAACAUUUCUACUGUUUCUACUGUUCACUUUCAGAAACUUAAGAAACAUCCUCACGCCCUUAUUUCUGUACUGACAUAUCUCAUAAGCACAUCCACCCCUCCUAGACUGACUAGGAUUCUGCAGGAACAUGACCAGUACACACCACAAUCACGCAACAACCCAUGACCGUUCCUGAGGCAAGGAGGGCAACCUGACACAAACACAGUCACUUUUGGUUCCUUCUGCUCCACAGCCUCAUCAGUAUUUGGACUUUUUAAAGCUCGUAGAAACAAGACAAGGUGCAUCGGUUUCAUAGACGCAACCUUAACUUACUAUUUAGAUGAGCUCUUUCUAAAGAAAAAAAAAGAUGAUAUAUUUUUUGUAAACAAUAUUUCUAUCACAGUCAUCCAUAAACUGAAAUGAUUGCAGUUGUGCAAAUAGGCAUCACAGUGAAGCAUUUGGAAGACAAAAUAAGCAAAAUAUGUAAGAAAGAACUGCUAAAUUAAUGCUUUUCCCCAAAACCCCAUAUUCGCCUCCCCCUUGAGUCUGGCACCAUCUUCUUCCACAUAGGCAACAGCAGCACUCUCCCCAAGGAUGUGUGUGAUGUGAACUAUCACCAUGGACUGACACUACUUGAUUUUUCUUUGGUGGCCAUAGCAACCUUUAAUCUGUGGGAAUCUGCGACUGUUCAAAACCCACCAUUAGAUAAAAACAUGAUCCACAAAAUCUCACAUGAGAGGCAGUUACAGUUUGCAUGCCCUUUCCUGUUCCAUUCCUGUCUGCUACAUCUUCUCCCAAUACUGCUCUUUGGUUUUACUUUUUAUCUAGAGAUGAGCCAGUAAAUUUUGGCCUUUGGCUUUUCUCUGGGAAUUUUUUUCCAUGGGUAACAAUGGGAGGAUCCAAAAUUUAAGCCAAUUAGAAAAAAUCUUGUAAGUGGCCUUAUUGUUGUAACAUGUUAAAGGAGGAAAAAAAAAGUCUGCAAAGACCUUAUCCCUUUCAAUACUUUGGGUAUCUUUCUGUAUCCAGCAACUCAAGAUGUAAGCGCCACAUGCAGAAGAGGACCCCAAAAUGCAGUGUGGCAGAAGCAGUCAAUGGCUGAUAAUUUAUCAGACUCAGAACUGUGACAUUUUUUCUGGGAGAAAAGUGACUCAAAAUUUUUGAUACAUGGUUGAGAUACCCAAACAUCAGAGGCAGAGCCACCGCCCCCCGACCCCACCACCACUCAAAGGAGCAGCAGUCUCCUUCCUGAGAUUUCUGGAUAUAAAUUUGCAUGGUAUAGUCAUAAUAACUUUUGAGCUUUUUAUAUACAUUUGGCAUAAAGACAGGGAUCCACAACUUUGUAGACACUGCGAUGAAGAUAACAUAGUAGCUAGACAAUAAGUAGUAUUUAUAACUACACACACAUACACACACAAAUACAUACGUGUAUUAUGUAAAAAAACCUUUUUGAGAUCCUUGGGUAUGUGUUUGCUUUACUCCAAUUCAGAAGAAAAUUACUUUCUUCUAGUAAAAUUAUUUUAUAGCUUCUCCAUUUUUAAAGGUGUGUGAAGUGUUGAGAACUCCGGGUGUGCUAACAGAAGAGUGGGAUUGGUUCUCUUCUGUUAAAGUAACCUCUCAUCACUCCAUAGUAACAAUUUGAAAUAGGGAGUGAGCACAGGGAAGAAUUCCACCAUCACCUCUGAGGUGAGGGAGCUAUUACCCAUGCCUAGAGCUCUUGAGUAAGGACAAAAAAAUUUUAAUUUCUCAACAAUUCAGAGUAACAAACCAUUAUUUUCUUAGUAGUACUGUCUUUCCAAAAUGCUUCAUGGAGGGCUCAGGACAAAGUCUAUGAGGACAGUCUUUUAUUAGCCCUAUUCAGAUAUGCCUGUGACAACUCAAGAGCCCUCCUGCAUAAGUCCCAGCAGAGAAAGACUGACCAGACUGAAAUCAUCUUUAAAACAAGAGUUGUUCCUGCUCACCAACCCCAGGACUGUCCAGGGUUUGGGCUAUCAAUAUCAUGACCCACUUGGUACCCUCAAAUUUCAGAUGAACUGGAAAGUAUGUCAUGAUAAUAUUCCCAUUAGGUUUAAAGCAACAUGUCCUCUGCAGUGUUGUAUGUUUUAAUGCCAAUAUGGGAACUGGGACAACUUCAGUCACUCCCAUCAAAAGUACUUUGCUCCUGUCUAAACGUGGAGUUGACAUUUUCACCAAUGAGAUCAUCCCAGAGGGGAUGCCAAACUCAUCUGGGCCUGGCUCUAAGGGUCAGGCACAUUGCGGUUGUAUUUGUUCCACAUGGGCACAUUCUGCAAAGAUGUGUGUCCAACUUUAAAUCUUGUGACUUGAAAGUAUAAAGCUUCUAUAAUUCUUACUUUAACCCUCCACCUGAAAAUGAGUUCAUAUUUCUGGCCGUUUUAUGUAAGCCAACCGAACAAUUGGUAAAAUAUUUUGUUACUCUUGGAACCAAUGCUGGCUCUUAUGUCAGUGUGAGCUCUUCAUCAGAGUAGCAUUGACUCUUGGGGCAGAGAGCUUCCCUGGUGGAUUAAAUUUCCCAGGACACUAGCUAGUGUGCCUUGGACUGAUUACCUCUUCUACUGCAUUGAAAGGUGCCAUGUUCUCCUGAAUUACUAAAUCCUCCCCGUCACCUUGUAACAGUGACCUCCCAGAGUGGCUUACGUACCACACCUCUCCUAGGGAUGGCCCAUGGACAUGUCAUUUGUAACUCAUUUUUCUGCUUCCCAAGUCAGUAGAUGUGUUCAAGGUAAGUACAGGAUUGUUCUAGUAGGUAUAGGUGGUUGCUGUCCUGAUUGAUACCCAUGUCAAUUUCAUUUCAUUGUAAAGAUAAAUUUAAACCCAGUUUUGCUUAAGCACAUUGAUGUAAUUUUUUGGUAUUAUUUGACAUGAAAAAAAUCAGCAAAAUUGAGUGACAGAUACAAUAUGAAACUUGUUGAAUGAAUUCAAAUUUAUUAAAAAAGGACUGAGAAAUGUGAA
Nannospalax galili (Upper Galilee mountains blind mole rat) is the source of this 5582-nucleotide messenger RNA. RefSeq names its product gamma-aminobutyric acid type A receptor beta3 subunit (gene Gabrb3). Gene Ontology annotation, molecular function: neurotransmitter receptor activity; extracellular ligand-gated monoatomic ion channel activity; GABA-A receptor activity. The record is from RefSeq and is a predicted model, not a curated record. Gene Ontology annotation, biological process: chemical synaptic transmission; nervous system process; signal transduction. The transcript is spliced from 9 exons. Gene Ontology annotation, cellular component: synapse; membrane; GABA-A receptor complex. Bases 110 to 1531 code for a protein of 473 amino acids. Lineage: Eukaryota; Metazoa; Chordata; Mammalia; Rodentia; Spalacidae.